AUGGAUUUCGAAGGCACCGACGGGAGCUACACUGUCUCAUGGGAAAAGAUGAAGGAUUUCACCACCAACCUGCUGAUGCUCCACAAUGCUCAGCUUUUGGAUGCGAUACGCCUACGAACGUUUAGGCACAAGUUCCAGAUUCCCUUUUUUGGCUCUGCUUUUUGUCGCCUCAAAACGUUGAAGCUUGAUGGUGUCUCUUUGGAUCAUUGUUUCACCGAGCGGCUCAAUUCUGGGUGCCCAGUCCUGGAAGAUUUGGUUCUCGAUUCUUGUCGCAAUGAAUUUGAUGCCAUUCAAUCUGACACACUGAAGAACUUGGUUGAGGAUUGUUCGGGUAACGUUGCAGAUGGAUUGGUCAUCAGGGCUCCUUGUCUCGCUUCCCUCUCCCUGAGGUUUCCUUAUUCCUACUAUAGAAAUGGUCUUUCAUUAGAGGCAGGAAAUUCCCUUGUGACGGCAUCAAUUUCUGUAGAUAGUGAUGGAUCAUCUCAAAGUUAUCAGACAAUUAUUCUGGGAAGCCUAUGGAACGUGACUAGCGUGGACUUAAAGGGUUUUAGUGCAAUGGCAUUCCUUGAUAAUGAAUUUGAUAAAUUCCCAAUAUUUGACAACUUGAGAACCUUGUCCCUCAGCUGGUGUUUUCUCAGUGAGCAUGAUGUGCACAAAUUCAAGGCCCUUGGAAGAUUUCUGCAGAACUCUCCUAAUCUGGAGAAGCUUACUUUGCAGGAUUUCUGGGUAGGAGUGCCUAACAUUUUUUCUUUAUCAACUAUCCUACUUUGAGUACGUGGCUUCUAAUGACCUGCAUCAAAAUCUCACUCAGUUUUGUACUACUG
Messenger RNA from Panicum virgatum (switchgrass), 824 nucleotides. RefSeq names its product MEIOTIC F-BOX protein MOF-like. The record is from RefSeq and is a predicted model, not a curated record. The transcript is spliced from 3 exons. The coding region runs from base 1 to 771 and encodes 256 amino acids. NCBI's taxonomy places the organism in Eukaryota, Viridiplantae, Streptophyta, Magnoliopsida, Poales, Poaceae.